Amborella trichopoda is the source of this 1823-nucleotide messenger RNA. RefSeq lists its product as uncharacterized. Lineage: Eukaryota; Viridiplantae; Streptophyta; Magnoliopsida; Amborellales; Amborellaceae. The record is from RefSeq and is a predicted model, not a curated record.
GGAGAGAUAUGAAGAGGGUUUCAUAUAUAAGGCACGCCAUCUAUACAAUGCUGAAGCAUUAUCUCCACCUCUCCGUCUGAACCCUUCUUCCUCCCCAUCUCUGUUUCUCUCUCUAAACUGCCAUAUCCGAUCCUUCUGUAACCGCAAAUCCCCACCUGAACUCAACCCCACCUCUCUUUCUCUCUCUAGUUCCCAUCCAUCAGAGCAACCGCCACACCCAACAUCGGAAAACCUACACCCCAACAACAAGAACCCCUCCAAAACGAGGCCCACCAGGAAGAAAGAGAAACCAUUUCUAGAGAGAGAAAACCUAGAGAGAGCACUGGUUGAUUCAGCGGUAGAAUGGUUGGAGGGGGAAACAGCAGGAGGGACGAUGGGUCCAUGGGGAUGAACCGUAAUGUAUUCGCUGCCCUUGAAAGCCUUCGAAGAAAGAAGAAGUCUGAGAAAUCUGAUUCAUUGAAGAAGAGCAAAGGUUCAUCGAAGGAUUCAGAAGAGCAAGCGCGGGUGUUUUGGGCACCAGCUCCUCUCACUGUGAAGUCUUGGGCUGACGCAGAUGAUGAUGAGGAUGAUUACUAUGCAACCACUGCGCCUCCUCAGAGUGUUUGGGGCUCAGACCCUAAUGCUCAGAAGGAAAUCCCAGAAAAACUUGAGGAAAGCGAAAGUGAGGAGGAUGUAUUAGAUGAAGGUGAUGAUGAUGUAGAUGAUGACCACGACCAUGAGCUUGAGGCUGAGGCUGAGGCUGAGGCUGAGGCUGACUCUGAGGCUGUAGCCUCAGAGCCAGUGGCAAAGAAGUCUGUUCCUGUGGCUCUAGUGUCCAAGGAACCGGAAAGGCAGCUUUCCAAGAAAGAGUUAAAGAAGAAGGGGCUAGAAGAACUUGAUGCUAUUCUUGCGGAGUUGGGCCUUGGUCAAAAGGAGACAAAUGGGCAAGAUGAAUCAGAAGCCUCAGGGGAAAAGGAAGAGAAGCAAGCACCCGAGGAAAUGAAUGGGGUCACAACUGAGAAGAAAGAGGGUCCACCGCCAGCUGGAGAGGGAAAGAGCUCCAAAAAAAAGAAGGCGAAGAAGGAUAAGCCAUCCAAAGAGACCACAGAGGCCAAUGGACCAGAAGAAGUGGCAGCUGAAGCUGAGGCCACCGAGGAGGAUUCCUCAACUGUUGAUGUGAAAGAGAGGCUCAAAAAGGUGGCUUCAUCUAAUAAGAAGAAGAAACCCGGCAAAGAGAUUGAUGCCCCUAAAGCCGCCGCCCUUGAGGCAGCAGCGAGGAGGGCAAAGCUUGCGGCUGCAAAGAAGAAAGAGAAAACCCAUUACAAUCAACAACCAGUGAGGUGAGCUUCUCCAAUAAUUUCUUGUUCAUUUGAUGGGUGCUAAUAAAACAGUCGGCUCUUGAUUUUACUUGAACUAUGACCGUUUCUGGUUAAUGUUGGGGACCUUUUCUCUCUCUCAUCUCAUCGAUCUAUUAUGCUUGAUGUAUGUGACAUGUAUUUGUUUUUCGGUUCUUCUCACAUCGUAUGCCAAUGUUGCCCCCCUUGCAUUGCAUGACAUAAACAAGCCGGGAGAAAAAAAAAAAAUUUAGAAAUGGAAAGGAUAUUCUUGAAUUUGAGGGAGGUCAUUUCUGGGAGCUCCGGGUUAGAAGUAUCGAAGAAUUCACUUGAUUUUAUUUUUGGUUAAUCAGUACUGCUAGAAUUAUUCGGGAUUGUGAUAUUUAUAAUUUUGUAGUCACUAAUUGACAUGUAUGUUGGUUUUGUAUUGAUGGUCUGGUUCUUUUCUUUUUUUCCUUUUUUUUCUUUGUGAACUUUGGUCUUUUCCAUCGAUCAACGUGCUUUUUAUUU